AUUUUUGUCCUUGAAAGGCCUCCAGUUAUUUUCUUUUACUAUAAUAUUCCCAUCUCUGUGAAGUCGACACGUGUUCCCUUUCUGCAGCACGUUUGUUGUUUUUUUUUCUUUUAAAGAAAUUACAAAUUUACAUAUAUAUAGCUUGUGUCCAGCCAGCCAGCCUGCCUGUGCCUACUUCAUUGAGUUGAGGUUCCUUACAUUUGUUGUUAUAACUCAAGUCUCUAUCUUCCUUCAUAGUCCCUUCCCAUUCUCCAGCUCGCCGUCGCUCUCCAUUACUGCUUUCUCAAAGUGUGAUUUUUGUCACUGCUGGGUGACACGCAGAUGCAAUUCUCACUGCUUCACUUUCUGGCCUAGAUUGCUAAGCCGCCCCUCUCCUCACAUUCUGUUUAAAUUUGGCAGAUACAUUUUACAUUCUGUUGUUUCCAUGGAGUUCAAUCGGGUUCUUGCUAUACUGGUUUGUAUCACAGCCAUUUUGUUGGUGGAGAAUUCGAGCAAUGUGCAGGGAAGAUACCAUUUUCACAAGGGACAGAAGAAACAGAAGCCGGACGAGGAUCCCUCUGUUCCAUCCCCUGUUUAUUCACCGCCACCAGAAGAGGCGGUUCCUUCAUCUCCUGCUGAGCCAGCUCCUUCACCUCCUGCUGAGCCAGCUCCAUCAGUGCCAUCGGAUCCCUACCCAGACGAUCCCCGAAACUCAACUUCUGAUUGUGUCUUCGACGUCACAGAUUAUGGCGCGGUCGGAGAUGGCUGCACCGAUGACACUGCUGCCUUCAGGGCAGCAUGGAAAGCAGCCUGUGCUGUAGAAUCUGCCACUAUUCUAGUUCCCUCCGAUCAUUGCUUCAUAAUUACUUCAACAAUCUUCUCCGGACCUUGCAAACCAGGACUCGUGUUUAAGGUGGAUGGGUCCCUGAUGCCACCAGACGGACCAGAGUCGUGGCCGAAGGCAGACAGUGUGCGGCAAUGGCUGGUGUUUUACAGGCUGGAUCAGAUGACAAUGACUGGAACUGGAACCAUUGAAGGGAAUGGCCAGAAAUGGUGGGAGUUGCCAUGCAAACCACACCGGGUAGGGUACCCACAUUACAUUUAUCCACUUCACUAUCAUUCUUUCAGUUUCAACCAAAGACUAAACUAUUUUUCACUUCAGGGUCCGAAUGGGUCGACUCUUCCAGGACCAUGCGACAGCCCUGCGUUAAUAAGAUUCUUCAUGAGCAGCAAUUUGGUGGUGAGCGGCUUGCGAAUCCAAAACAGUCCUCAGUUCCAUAUGAAAUUCGAUGGGUGUGAAGGAGUUCUGAUAGAAAAGCUGUCAAUAUCUUCCCCGAAGCUGAGUCCCAACACCGAUGGAAUCCACAUUGAGAAUACCAAAGGGGUUGGAAUAUACAACUCCAUGAUAUCUAAUGGUGAUGAUUGCAUUUCAAUCGGGCCUGGCUGUGCAAAUGUGGACAUUGAAGGCGUCACUUGCGGGCCCAGUCAUGGGAUUAGCAUUGGGAGCUUGGGUGUCCACAAUUCUCAGGCAUGCGUUUCCAACAUAACAGUGAGAAAUGCAGUGAUAAGAGACUCGGACAAUGGAGUGAGAAUAAAGACAUGGCAAGGAGGGUCGGGUUCGGUGAGCGACAUCUUGUUCGAGAACAUACAGAUGGAGAAUGUUAGAAACUGCAUCAUAGUUGACCAGUACUACUGCUUAUCCAAGGGCUGUCUGAACCAGACCUCAGCUGUGUUCGUGAACCAAGUGUUGUACAGGAACAUCAAGGGAACUUACGACGUCAGGAACACUCCAAUUCACUUUGCAUGCAGCGACACGGUGGCCUGCACAAAUAUCACAAUGUCUGAAGUAGAGCUGCUCCCACAUGAGGGCGAGUUGGUGGAAGAUCCUUUCUGCUGGAAUGCAUAUGGGAUUCAGGAGACCUUGACCAUUCCACCCAUUGAUUGUUUGCAAGAUGGACAACCUCAGAAUGUUGCAGAGACCUCUGAAUAUAGCUGCUAAACACUGCUUCUCUUAGGUUUACAAGUUUAAGAACAAUAAUAAAUAAUACCGUAUACAGCCUCCACACCACCCAAGAGCCAUUUUCUGUGAAUGGGUCUUGAUGAUUAUUAUUCGCUUAGGCUCCAACUCCAUCCCUUUCUGGGUUCAUUUUUUAAUCCUCCCAUAUUGAGUGAUGUGAUGCCCUGUACUAUGUACCUCGUAAUUUACACUAAUAAAUGCAGCUUUAUGUUCAAGUUA
Molecule: messenger RNA, 2215 nt
Organism: Momordica charantia (bitter melon)
Lineage: Eukaryota; Viridiplantae; Streptophyta; Magnoliopsida; Cucurbitales; Cucurbitaceae
Source: RefSeq, a predicted model, not a curated record